Molecule: messenger RNA, 1145 nt
Organism: Leguminivora glycinivorella
Lineage: Eukaryota; Metazoa; Arthropoda; Insecta; Lepidoptera; Tortricidae
Product: nose resistant to fluoxetine protein 6-like
Exons: 7
Coding region: 13-1023 (336 amino acids)
Molecular function (GO): acyltransferase activity, transferring groups other than amino-acyl groups
Source: RefSeq, a predicted model, not a curated record
GAGUACAGCAAAAUGCCGGAGCUAUAUCACAUGGACGACUACGACACGUGUGUCAUGGAGCCCGGGGGGACUUACUGCCUGUUUGACGCUGACCUCUACUCGAAAGACAACUCGGAACUCAUGCACAUGAUCCAAGAAUACACAGCCUACGACAGGAAGCAUUUCAACCACUCCGUGGUACACCGUGCGUUCUGCGUGCAGAAGACCUGCAAGGCCUUCCUGCAGAACAGGAGCCUGGAUGAUGAGGAGGACCUCAAGGCUGUGCUGGAAGCGUGCGUGGAUGACCAGCUGUGGAAGGGAUAUAAGCUUCAUGCCAGGUUCUCCGGACUAACCUACUGCAGAAGGCACGGGGAGAAGCGAUCCCUCAGCAUUGGAGACUACGCGGUAGGAGCUGUGUACCUGAUAUUGAUCAUUUUGAACGCCGUCGGGACUUCGUACGACUUCCUUAACGGGGAGAAAGCAGGGAAUCCUUAUUUGAUGGCGUUUUCCAUGCGUAAGAACUGGCGCAAACUGGUGGCGCCUAGCGGUGAGGGCCCAGAGCCUAGGCUUAACCGGCUCAAACUCUUCAAUGGUCUGAGGUCGCUUACGAUGAUCUGCGUGUUUUUCUCGCACACGGCUCUGGUACUUGCUUUCACCUACCUCCAGAACCCUUACUACGUUGAAACGUCAUACGACGACCCUUCAAAAUACAUCCUGUUCAACGGCAACCUGGUGACCUACACGUUCUUCGUCAUGUCCGGUUUCCUGCUUGCUUUUAACUUUGAGCUCCAUGCAGAAAAACAUCGGAUCACCCUGUGGGACUGGCCCAAGGGAAUGCUGAUGCGAUGGCUGAGAUUGACACCAAUAUACGCGCUCAUCAUGUUCACGGUGAUGACGGUGAUGAGGCACCUGGGGGACGGGCCGCUGUGGCCGCACGUGGUGACCAGCGAGGCCGCCGCCUGCUCCCAGUACUGGUGGGCGCACUUGCUCUACGUCAACAACUACAUACAGGACGACACGCAUUGCUUCCCGCAGAGCUGGUGAGUUACUACUCCAGGUGAUGCUAGUGCAGAGCUAGACCCUGUAUGCCCGAAGGGCAUAUGGCGACUAGAGCGCGCUGGCGUGGCGCUAGCCAUCUCUGUCCCGCAUGUAUAGACUCCUCUUAG